Entrophospora sp. SA101 is the source of this 522-nucleotide messenger RNA. The record is from the annotation of a GenBank genome assembly. NCBI's taxonomy places the organism in Eukaryota, Fungi, Glomeromycota, Glomeromycetes, Entrophosporales, Entrophosporaceae.
AUGAAAGUUUUUGAUCCAGAAUUUUCUGUACCAGACUUCUGGACCAGUAGAGCCAAGCAUAGAUACCUUGGUAUUACUGCUUCUUUUAUUGCAACAGACUUUAGUGUAGUUGACAUCAUGUUAGAUAUUAAAUAUGUUUCUGCACCUCAUACUGCAGUUGUAAUUGCUGAUUCUCUUUAUGAAAGUAGAAUUGUAUCUAUAGUGACUGAUAAUGGUGCCAAUAUGAUUGCAUCCAUUCAAUUACUUAACCAAAAACCUGGUUGUUAUGCCAUCAAAUAUUUACCAUGUGUAUCACACACAUUACAAUUAGCAAUUAGAAAAGAAGAAAAAAAAGAUGGAAAUAAGCUUAGAAAAAUAAUGCUAUCAGAUGAGGAAUGGGAUUUAGUUGAUGAAUUAAUAACUUUAUUAAUACCUUUUGAGCAAGCCACAUGUGAAUUUUCAGGUGGUUCUUAUGUUACUUUAAAAAAAAUCUAUGAUUCAUUAAUCUAUUAUUGGAAUGGCCUAAUGACCUUGGAUUAUUAG